AUACACGCCUCGCUUCCCUAGGGGGCUCCUCGCUGGAAACCGACUCGACUAGGCUGGGCUGGGCUGAGCUGGCUGUAGACUUCCCUGGACUAUGAGGGGAGGAGUGUGGGAGGGAGGGAGGGAGGGAGUGCGUGGGCGUGAACCGUUCCCGACAGAAACCAACCAGCCUAGCUCACUCACACCCACCAUCAGAGGAGAACGAGUGGACUGGCACCGGUUCUUUCGUCCGUUCGUCUGUUCCCUUUUUUUUCCUUCCCAGCUGGGGGGAUCCGCCCUCCACCUCGCGCCCUUUUCCUUUUUCUCCUCUCUUGCCCCCCAUCCCUCCUCCUUCCUCGUCGUCCCAUCUAUCUCCCCAUCGUCAUCCUCGUCGUUCACGGCAAUCCCUUCCUCUACUUUUCCUCUUCCCCCACUCCUUUUUUAUUUCCUAUUCACAGUCACUCCUUCAAAUAAUUCAACCAUCAACUCAACUUCCGAAUCCCGUCACUCCUUUCCGGGACUUCUCAUUACAUUCCUUCCAGUCUGGUCGAAGUUGAAACAUUCAUUCUUCGCGAAUCCACGACACUAUUUACACAUCCCAUCUCUUGAUCCUCUUGUUGGAUCUCGGACCACGCUCCUUAGCAUCUUUGCCUCGCGGCUCCUUCUAUACCUUCCCUAGCUGUGCAGCACACCAUUUUACCACCUUACCCUCCACCUCUUGUGCCUUUGAGCGUCCCCGAGAACUACCCACCCUAUUCGAACCCUCACGUCGCCUUCCGGACACGGUUUAUAC
Molecule: messenger RNA, 769 nt
Organism: Colletotrichum navitas
Lineage: Eukaryota; Fungi; Ascomycota; Sordariomycetes; Glomerellales; Glomerellaceae
Exons: 1
Coding region: 92-655 (187 amino acids)
Source: RefSeq, a predicted model, not a curated record